This is a messenger RNA of Triplophysa dalaica, 1472 nucleotides long. It is a transcript of the gene unc50, whose product is annotated as unc-50 homolog (C. elegans). The transcript is spliced from 6 exons. Lineage: Eukaryota; Metazoa; Chordata; Actinopteri; Cypriniformes; Nemacheilidae. Gene Ontology annotation, cellular component: Golgi membrane. Bases 128 to 907 code for a protein of 259 amino acids. The record is from RefSeq and is a predicted model, not a curated record.
CGGAUAUGCUGCUACGUGUUCAGUCGAGGCAGGAAGUGGACAUGUCACCGUUGAUGCGUUGUUUUUUAACACACUGAAUAAACACACAUUGAUUUUGUGAAUGUACUGAUACUGCUGGAAGAGCAGUAUGUUACCGACAAGCUCCGGGCAGAUCCAUCGCAAUGGCAGCUUAAACUUAAAUGAUGCGGCGCGGCACACUGCAGGUGCCAAGCGCCACAAAUACCUGCGGAGACUACUGCAUUUCAAACUGAUGGAUUUUGAGUUCGCCAUAUGGCAGAUGUUAUACCUGUUCACCUCGCCCCAGAAAGUGUACCGUAACUUUCAUUACCGUAAACAGACUAAGGACCAGUGGGCCCGGGAUGACCCGGCUUUCCUGGUGCUGCUCAGCAUCUGGUUGUGUGUGUCGACAGUGGGCUUUGGACUGGUCCUGGAUAUGGGAUUUGUGGAGACGUUGAAGCUGUUACUUUGGGUCGUGUUCAUCGACUGCAUUGCCGUCGGACUGCUCAUUUCAACCCUUAUGUGGUUUAUUACAAAUAGAUACCUGAUGAAACAUCCCAACAAAGAUUAUGAUGUUGAGUGGGGCUACGCCUUUGACGUUCAUCUUAACGCAUUUUACCCUCUUCUGGUCAUUCUGCACUUUUUACAGCUAUUCUUCAUCAACCAUGUGGUGGUAAUAAGUGCAGACUGGUUCCUGGGUUAUUUUGUGGGGAACACCAUGUGGCUGAUUGCUAUUGGUUAUUAUAUUUACAUCACGUUUCUGGGCUAUAGUGCACUCCCCUUCUUAAAGAACACAGUUGUGCUUCUCUACCCCUUCGCUUUGCUUGGACUCCUUUAUGUUCUCUCUAUCUCACUAGGAUGGAACUUUACAAAAGGUCUCUGCUGGUUCUAUAAACACCGUGUCCAGUAGAGGACGCUAAAGUACAGGACUCAAGGGACACUGACUGCUUCAGUGCAGUGAUUUCAAAGAUAAAAGUGUGUUGACACUCUUUGGACUUGACUUUUUUUGUAUAUUCUCUGUAAAUAACAUUUUGGCUGUAAAGGCAGUAGAAAAAAAUGAUUUGUUUAUGGUGUCAUAGGUUUUCUUUCUUCAUUCCUUUAUUUGAUACUCAAACAUAAUGUGCAGUGUUUCAUGAAAAAAUAUGGGGCUGAGUGCUAUGAUGCUAUCUGUUAUGAUGAAGGCCUUUUUAUUUGUAAGAACUGGUACAAUAAAAAAUACUUUUUUAAAGAAACAGACAUUUAAUUCCGUAUCAGAUACUGUCCUCUGAAGUACUUUACUGUGAAAAGGUGAUAGUUGAAUGACAAUCCGAUGUAGAAUUUGUUGGUGUCCUUCCACGAAAUAAGCACCUACAAUUUUUCCUAAAAUCGUUUUUGGUUAUUUGUUUAUAACAUGUUUAUUAAAAAUAUAUAUUUAUUUUUAUUUAGACAACAUGUUAUAAUUAAUGAAACAAAUUAAAUUAUAAAACAGAAAAUAA